Messenger RNA from Pygoscelis adeliae (Adelie penguin), 300 nucleotides. It is a transcript of the gene NRTN, whose product is annotated as neurturin. NCBI's taxonomy places the organism in Eukaryota, Metazoa, Chordata, Aves, Sphenisciformes, Spheniscidae. Gene Ontology annotation, molecular function: glial cell-derived neurotrophic factor receptor binding; growth factor activity; receptor tyrosine kinase binding. The transcript has a single exon. The annotation marks the transcript as partial. The record is from RefSeq and is a predicted model, not a curated record.
GCGGGCAGCCGCAGGAAGCGUGCCCGCGCUCGCCACAAACCCUGCGCCCUGAAGGAGCUGGAGGUGAGUGUCAGCGAGCUGGGCCUGGGCUACGAGUCGGACGAGACGGUGCUUUUCCGCUACUGCAGCGGCACCUGCGAGGCGGCCGUCCGGAGCUACGACCUCUCGCUGAAGAGCAUGAGGAGCAGGAGGAGGAUCAAGAAGGAGAAGGUCCGGGCUCGACCCUGCUGCCGGCCGCUGGCCUACGACGACGACGUCUCCUUCCUGGACGCCUACAACCGCUACUACACCGUCAACGAG